Epinephelus moara (kelp grouper) is the source of this 6733-nucleotide messenger RNA. Its product is annotated as kinesin heavy chain-like. Gene Ontology annotation, biological process: microtubule-based movement. Gene Ontology annotation, molecular function: microtubule binding; microtubule motor activity; ATP binding. The transcript is spliced from 26 exons. The record is from RefSeq and is a predicted model, not a curated record. The coding region runs from base 545 to 3406 and encodes 953 amino acids. NCBI's taxonomy places the organism in Eukaryota, Metazoa, Chordata, Actinopteri, Perciformes, Serranidae.
GACGCUGCGGCUGUCUGUGCGCAUCCUCUCCGGGCUCUCCCUCUGCAGACCGGCCAGCUCCCCCGACUCUGCCCCCGCCGCUCACACACACAGACACAUAUCAGUCCGCUUUCUGCACGGUUCCCGGUGUCGCCGCUGCAGGUGGAGGCCUGCACACCGAUGUCUGAGCUACUCACCGGGACGCAUCGCUGCGGUUGAUCCGGUUUGGCCAUGGCGCAGCCGAGGAAACACGGACACAUUAGCGUUGCGCAUCGGAUAAACUGAACUUUCUCGCGGUGAGGAGACAAGGAACGUGACGUUUCACCCUCUAUCUGCCAAAAAUGAUCUGAAUCCCUGAUCUGAACUCUGAGCUGGCCCGGGACGCAGGGAGAAUCAUCAAGGCCCCGCCGGUGGCCCCUGAACCUCACUUUGGGCACCGCUUUGCCCCAAAUAUUCCGAUCCCCGGCUGUUUCCCAGCCUGUUGUUUGUUUAUUUGUUUAUCCCCGCAGUAUUUGGAGGGGCGGUGUGAGCAGUGCCAGCAGCAGCAGCAUCAGCAGCAGCAGCCAUGAUGGAUGCGGCGGAGUGCGGGGUGAGGGUGAUGUGCCGCUUCAGGCCCCUCAACGAGGCCGAGAUCAACAGAGGAGACAAAUACAUCCCCAAAUUCAAAGAUGACGACACGGUGGUGAUCACGAGUAAACCCUACAUGUUCGACCGGGUGCUGCCUCCCAACACGUCGCAGGAACAAGUGUACGACCAGUGUGCCAAACAGAUCGUGAAAGAUGUGCUGGGCGGUUACAAUGGGACCAUCUUCGCCUACGGACAGACGUCCUCCGGGAAGACACACACCAUGGAGGGCAAACUGCACGACCCCCAGCUGAUGGGAAUCAUCCCUCGCAUCGCCCACGACAUCUUUGACCACAUCUACUCCAUGGACGAGAACCUGGAGUUUCACAUCAAGGUUUCCUAUUUUGAAAUCUACUUGGACAAGAUCAGAGACCUGCUGGAUGUGUCCAAGACGAAUCUCUCUGUCCAUGAAGACAAAAACAGAGUGCCCUACGUCAAGGGUUGCACCGAGCGCUUUGUGUCCAGUCCAGAGGAGGUGAUGGACGUCAUCGAUGAGGGCAAGAACAAUCGACACGUGGCGGUGACUAACAUGAAUGAGCACAGCUCUCGCAGCCACAGCAUCUUCCUCAUCAACAUCAAGCAGGAAAACAUUGAGACGGAGAAGAAGCUGUCGGGGAAGCUCUACCUGGUCGACCUGGCGGGCAGCGAGAAGGUCAGUAAGACGGGAGCAGAGGGAGCUGUGUUGGACGAGGCCAAGAACAUCAACAAAUCUCUCUCAGCGCUGGGAAACGUCAUUUCAGCUCUCGCUGAGGGAACGAAAACCCACGUGCCAUACAGAGACAGUAAGAUGACUCGGAUCCUGCAGGACUCUCUGGGGGGGAACUGUCGCACCACCAUCAUCAUCUGCUGCUCGCCGUCCAUCUACAACGAGGCCGAGACCAAGUCCACGCUCAUGUUUGGACAGAGGGCCAAGACCAUCAAGAACACAGUGUCUGUGAACCUGGAGCUGACAGCUGAGGAGUGGAAGAAGAAAUAUGAGAAGGAGAAGGAGAAGAACAAGAGCCUGAGAAACGUCAUCCAGAGGCUGGAGGCUGAACUCAACCGCUGGAGGAACGGGGAGAACGUUCCUGAGGAGGAGCAGCUGAGCUCCAAAGACCAGAAGACCGUCGAGCCGUACGACAACACUCCCAUCAUCGACAACAUGCUGCCGGCCGGAGGAGGCGUCUCUGUCCCCGGGGACGAGCGGAGCAAAUACGAGGAGGACAUCACCAACCUCUACAAACAGCUGGAUGACAAGGACGAUGAGAUCAACCAACACAGUCAGCUGGCUGAGAAACUCAAGGAGCAGAUGUUGGACCAGGAGGAGCUGCUGGCAUCGACGCGGCGCGACUACGAGAAGAUCCAGGAGGAGCUGUGCCGGCUGCAGACGGAGAACGAGCUGGCCAAGGAGGAGGUGAAGGAGGUGCUGCAGGCCCUGGAGGAGCUGGCCGUUAACUACGACCAGAAGAGCCAGGAGGUGGAGGAGAGAGAUCAGACCAACCUGCAGCUGACGGAGGAGCUGCAGCACAAGACGGUGCUGCUGUCGGCCGUGCAGAGGGAGCUGAAUCAACUGCAGGAGCUGAACGGCCUCCAGAGGAAGCGAGCCGCCGAGGUCCUCAACCUGCUGCUGCGUGACCUCAGUGACAUCGGCGCCAUCAUCGGCACCAGCGACGUAAAGACAGCCGCUUCCUCAGAGUUGAAGGGCAACGGCUCGGCGGUGGAGGAGGAGUUCACCGUGGCUCGUCUCUACAUCAGCAAGAUGAAGUCCGAGGUCAAGUCUCUGGUGAACCGCAGCAAGCAGCUGGAGAGCGCUCAGGCCGACGCCCACCGCAAGAUCCAGGCCAAUGAGAAGGAGCUGGUGUCCUGUCAGCUACUCAUCUCCCAGCACCAGGCCAAGAUCAAGUCUCUGACUGACUACAUGCAGAACAUGGAGCAGAAGAAGAGGCAGCUGGAGGAGAGUCAGGAUGCUCUGACCGAGGAGCUCGCCAGACUGCAGGCUCAGGAGAAAAGACACGAGGUGUUGGGGGAGAAGGAGGACAUCAGCAGACUGGAUGGAGACGAGGACAUCAAGAAAACGCUGGAGGAGCAGCUGGAGAACCACAGGGAGGCUCAUCAGAAGCAGCUCAGCCGCCUGCGAGACGAGAUCGAAGACAAGCAGAGGAUGCUGGACGAGCUCACAGAUCUGAACCAGGGUCUGUUACUGGAGCAGGAGAGACUCAUGUCAGACUAUGACAAACUGAAGGCUGAAGAGCAGGAGAAGGACGGGAAGCUGCAGAAACUCAUACUGCUGAAUGAACACAGGGAGCAGGCCAGAGAGGACCUGAAGGGCCUGGAGGAGACGGUGGCCAAAGAGCUGCAGACUCUGCACAACCUGCGCAAACUCUUUGUCCAGGACCUCACCACACGGGUGAAGAAGAGUGCAGAGCUGGACUGUGAGGAGGGACUCGGCAACGUGGCCCAGAAACAGAAGAUCUCCUUCCUGGAAAACAACUUGGAACAGCUCACCAAGGUUCACAAACAGCUGGUUCGUGACAACGCAGACCUUCGCUGUGAGCUGCCCAAGCUGGAGAAGCGCCUGCGGGCCACGGCCGAGCGAGUCAAAGCCCUGGAGAACGCCCUGAAGGAAGCCAAGGAGAACGCCAUGAGGGACCGCAAGCGCUACCAGCAGGAGGUGGACCGCAUCAAAGAGGCUGUGCGGGCCAAGAACAUGGCCAGGAGGGGGUUCUCUGCACAGAUCGCGAAGCCCAUCCGACCAGGCCACCACCCACUGUCAUCUCCCAUCAGCAGCUCCAUCAGAGCCGGAGGCGUCUACACACACAACUAAAACCACAACAGCAAGUUAACCCUACAGACCAUAACCAACUCAACGCAUGCCCACCGCCCCACCUGGACCCACAAGCCCCGCCCCUCCUGUUGGAGCACCAAUGGGAGGCCAUCACGACAGACUGUCACCGCUCAGAGAAGCAAACAUCCAUCGUGUACAUACUGAUAUGAGACGUAAACAGAUUUCAUUUGCUGAAUGUAGAUAUCAGAGGCCUCGUUUAGAAAACGUCCUGCUUGGUGUCCGAAAUUAUAAUUUACGGAAAAAACUGAUCAGUCAGAACCAAUAUUUAUUGAUUCUCCUGAUUAUAUGUUGUUUUAUUUGCAUAAUUACGAGCGUACAUUUUGUAAACGAGGUCCUGAGUUUCUUUCUGAAGGACUUAGACAUGAGUUCAGAAGUUUAGCAGGUGCAUUAUUUUGGUUGUGAUUUAUGAUUGCGACUGUACGUUUGUACCGACCUCCAAAGCUUGAAGAGCCAGGCAGAUAUUUGGGGUUUUAAUUUAAUAUUAAACCAGCACUCAUUCAGUUAAAGGACGAGCUAGACAUUUUGGGAAACACUUUUUGAAGAGAGUUAGAUGAGAAGAUUAAACCAAGUGUCAUGUCUGCAGAAUCAAAAUGAAGCUGCAGACAUGAGCGUGGUGUCAAUCCUCUUUUCUAACUCCACAGAAACGCCAAAAUGUCAAACCGUCCCUUUAAGAAUGUCACUUUAAUGCCACUGCAGCUAAACGCCUUUGAGUUUCACACCUAACGUUGAAGGUUAAAGCGAGAUCGAGUAAAGGCGGGAAUGAAUUUCAGCCACAUUGUGCAGACACCGACACACAUCUCGUCAAAGUGUGUUGAAGCAUUUUUCCUCGUCUGAAUGCCCCUAGUUGUAUUUCUAUACUAAUACCUGUGCUAAUACUUUGUGUUGUCUUUGGGGUUUCUGUCACGUUCUUUUUUCCCCCAGUUGCCUCUUUCGUGUCCCUACAGGUGACAAUCACAAAAAAAUAUAAGCUUAAAAGCAAAAGUUUGUCCGAUGAUGACAGUCCAAUUUAAACUGUUUAAGGACGCGGCUGUGAAAUGAUUUGAGACUGUAGCUGCAGUCCUGUUGGGACACUGACCAGCCAAUCAGGCGCUCCCUGGACUCAGAACAGUCUGGUUUGUUAGUUUACAGCAAAAAGGAAAAUCUUUAAAAUCUUAAAUUUGUCGGGACGAAGAGAAAAGUUCUGCAUUCUCUCUGUAAAGCUCCUGAUCAGCCAAUCAGAGACCUUAAAGGGCAACUUUUCAACAUGGACCCUAUUUUUCCAUGUGGCUAAGUGAGGAAGUGAAUUUUGCACCAUCAAUUUACAUCCACUAAAAGUGUUUGUUUUUGUCACUGACAGGCUCACAUUUGUCUGACAACAUUAUGUAAAGGAUCCCGACAGAGAUAGACCUUUUUGUUCAACUAGAAACGGCCUCGAAAUCAGCAUCACCAAACCCACCAGACUCCAUUUAAACAAAACGUAAUUUUAUUAUCAUAAAACAUACUUCAUUUAAAGUCGACAGAAACAAAAUAAAACACACAAAAGCCAUUUUGGUUCGUCUUCUCACUGCUCCAACAAUCGCCAGCUCUGGUUUGGUUGAAAUUAACCCUUAAAUCACGCAGUUAGAUGUGGAAACAUGCUGCCUCUAUACACGCUAAAAUUACUGUUUUUUUAAAUGGGGUCUGGUGGGUUUGCCGAUAGCAGUUCUGCGGCUGUUUCUGGUUAGACAAAAAGGUCUAUCUCUGUCGGGAUCCUUUCCAUAAUGUUGCAAGACACUUUGAAUAAUCCAACCAGACUCCAUUUAAAAAAACAGUAAUUUUAGUGUGUAUAGAGGCAGCAUGUUUUCACAUCUCACUGGGUGAAGAAAGGGUUAAUUUCAACCAAACCAGAGUUGGCGAUUGUUGGAACAGUGGGAAGACGAAUCAAGAUGGUUUCUGAGAGUCUCAAUUGGUUUCUGUCAGCUUUUAAUGAGGUGUGUUUUACACGGAUAAAAUUACAGAUUAUUUAAAUGGAGUCUGGUGGGUUCGAAGAUGGCGAUUUCGGGGCCAAAAAAAAAGGAUCUUACUCUGGCUGAAUCCAAAUGUCUGGACUUCAACGCACUUGCAGACUUUGAGGGCGCGUUCCCGGAAAGUCAGGAAGUGCUUUGGGCUGUCCAAAUUCACAGUUCAACCAGUCCGCAAGGGGCCUUAAGCGGACUUUCUGCAGACUUUAGGAGAGUCACUGAUUUAAUUGUCCAUAAUUCAUUGCAGUAGUUUUUUUUCAAUAGCCGACUUAAAUCAAAAGUUAUGUAUACGUAAAAUAAUUACUGUAGCCUAUUGAAACUCUAUUUGAAUCGUGAAGGCCAGAAAUAAUAUUCAGCAAUAUUACAAUAUGUAGAAAUAUAAGCUACAGAGGGGAAUCAAAAUGCACUGUAUUAAUGCAGCCUUGAUAUAGGCUGCACAGUGUAAUGCCAAAUAUAUAUAGGCUAGGCUAAUGGCCGGAAAAAAAAAACCCAAGUCCAAGAGGGUGGACAUUUGGAUUCAGCCUCUGUGGGGAUCCUUUCCACAAUGUUUUCAGACAUUUAGACUAACAAUCUGAGCCUGUCAGUGGCAAAAACAAACACUUUAAGUGGACGUUAAGUGACGGUGCACAAUUGCCCCAUUUGGUUACAUUGCAGCCUGUUUUGCUGCUGCCGUCUGCAGCUGUCUCACUCAACACUGGACCAAUUUCCAAAACGGUCGUCUCUGUUAGUUGCUUAGAAACAAGAACACGGUAAAAUAGAGUCCAGGUUGAAAAAUUCACAACGUACCCUUUAAACACAGAGAUGAUGUCAUUAUGUUUCACUCUGCCACACUUUGUGCCUUUUGGAAACACCCGCACUUAUAUAUAUCGUCACAUAACUAACUUCCUAAAUUGAAGAUUGUAAUCGAUUACCCCCCUUCACCCUCCAAUCAAAGAUAUAUUAGACGUCUGUGCUGCUUUCCUUCGUGCUGCCAGUUUAGCAUGUUUCUGAAUGCACUUUUAUCUUUAAGUUGCUGACAGCGGUGGUAAAAAGGGCAACUUUUUCAGGCAACAGAGCGCCUCUGAGCCUGAUUAUCUUUAUUUGAUGUUAGUGGCUGUUUGGAGAGAGCGCUGCGGUCACAGUAACUGAAUGUAACUGCAUGGACUAGAGCUUGUGUUAACGGCAUGCUCAGGGAGGACGAACCGAGGCGAUUUGUAAACACCGUGCAUUUACCUCAUCAUGAUGUACAUUUUGAGUUUGCAGAUGUUUUUUAGUUCCUUUGUUUGUUUGGCUGUGGCAUCAUGUCUCUGAAUAUACCUACAACUGAUGCAAUUAAAGCUAAUAAAGA